GUUUUAAACGCGGCUAGGAAAAUAUUAUGUUAAAAUUCAGCCUAUAAAUAGAAGUCUUCAUUAGUAGAUGAAUCACAACUCAGGUAGCUUAAUUCCUUAGCAAUUGUGUAAUCAUGAAGAAGCACAUAUUGCUCUUAUCUUUCUGUUUGCUUCCUUUUGUCACCUUUUCAUACAAUCAUAUUGAGUUACCAACCACUAAAAAUGAUCUUCCCCCUGUGAUAUUUCUAGUACGUGAUGUGAAUGGUGAAGCACUUCAAGUUGGUGCAACUUACCGUAUCAUUUCCCCUUUUUGGGGUGCAGCAGGUGGUGAUGUAUACCUAGGUCCCUCCCCUAAUUCAGAUGCCACUUGUCCAAAUGGCGUGUUCCGUUACAUCUCCGGUCGUGGACGUAGCGGUACACCCGUGACAUUCACCAAGUUCAAUUAUACAGGAUCAUCAGAAUCAGGUAUCCAUGUAACUGAGGAUAUUAACAUCCAAUUCGACAAUGCAUCUUCCAAACUUUGUGGUAAUAAUACAACCUGGAGAGUUGGGGACUUCGAUGUAUUUCAAGGAGCGCGAUUAUUGGAGACCGGUGGAACAAUAAUAGGUAGUUGGUUCAAGAUAGUGAAAGCACCACAAUCACCAAUAGACAGGGAUAUUUACGUGUUAUUGAACUGUCCUGGUCCAUUGGUUUGUCCAUCUUGCCCUAUCGAUGAGUGUCAAUCAGUGGGUGUGGUUCUCCAAGAAGGAAAGAGGCGUUUGGCUCUCGUGAGAGACGAGCCUCUUCGUGUUCAAUUCAGCAAAGUCUAGUUGACAAAGCCUGCUGCUAUGUGCUACUCUAUGUUUUAGCAUGGCUAGAUCUCUAAGUGAUCCUGCAGCUACUAUAUGUUUUAGCAUGGCUAGAUCUCUAAGUGAUCCUGCAGCUACUAUGUUUUAGCAUGUUAGCUUUCUAAAUAAAUCUUUGCUAUAUUUUAGCAUUGCUUUCUAAGUA
Molecule: messenger RNA, 969 nt
Organism: Capsicum annuum
Lineage: Eukaryota; Viridiplantae; Streptophyta; Magnoliopsida; Solanales; Solanaceae
Product: serine protease inhibitor 2
Exons: 1
Coding region: 114-788 (224 amino acids)
Molecular function (GO): endopeptidase inhibitor activity
Source: RefSeq, a predicted model, not a curated record